Molecule: messenger RNA, 1368 nt
Organism: Octodon degus (degu)
Lineage: Eukaryota; Metazoa; Chordata; Mammalia; Rodentia; Octodontidae
Product: keratin, type I cytoskeletal 42
Exons: 8
Coding region: 1-1368 (455 amino acids)
Cellular component (GO): keratin filament
Molecular function (GO): structural molecule activity
Source: RefSeq, a predicted model, not a curated record
AUGGCCACCACCACCAGCACCCGCCACUUCUCCACCUCCGGCUCUGUCCAGGGCCUGUAUGCGCCCGGUGGGGGCUUCUCCCGGGUGUCCUCCGUCCGUGUUGGGGGUGCCUGUCUGGCUCCCAGCCUCCUAAGGGCCGGCAGUGGUGGCAGCAUGUCGGUCACCUCCUCCCGCUUCUCAGCUGGCUUGGGGGGUGGCUACGCCUGCAGCCUGGGUGGGGGGUAUGGCUCUAGCUUAGGGGUGUCGGAUGUGCUGUUGGGCGGUGGUGAGAAGGCCACCAUGCAGAACCUCAACGACCGCCUGGCCUCCUACCUGGACAAGGUGCAGGUUCUGGAGGAGGCCAACGCCGACCUGGAGGUGAAGAUCCGAGACUGGUACAAGAAGCAGGGACCCGGGCUGGCCCGAGACUACAGCCCCUACUUCAAGACCAUUGAGGACCUGCGGAGCAAGGGCCUGGCGGCCACCAUCGACAACACCAGCUUUGUGCUGCAAAUCGACAAUGCACGGCUGGGGGCUGAUGACUUCCGUACCAAGUAUGAGACAGAGCUGAACCUGCGCAUGAGCGUGGAGGCCGACAUCAACGGGCUGCGCAGGGUGCUGGACGAGCUGACCCUGGCCAGGGCCGACCUGGAGAUGCAGCUCGAGGGCCUGAAGGAGGAGCUGGCCUUCCUGAAGAAGAACCGCGAGGAGGAGAUGCUUGCCCUGCGCGGCCAGUCGGGUGGCAACGUCAACGUGGAGAGGGAUGCGGCCCCUGGCGUGGACCUGAGCCGCAUCCUGAAGGAGAUGCGCAACCAGUACGAGAAGAUGGCGGAGAAGAACCGCAGGGACGCCGAGGAGUGGUUCCUGAGCAAGGAGCUGAACCGCGAAGUGGCCACCAACACCGAGGCCCUACAGAGCAGCAGGACUGAGAUCACUGAGCUGCGCCGCUCUGUGCAGAACCUGGAGAUGGAGCUGCAGUCCUGGCUGAGUCUCACGGCGCUGCUGGUCCCUUGGGCACAGAAAGCGUCACUGGAGAACAGCCUGGCGGAGACCGAGGCCCGCUAUGGGGCCCAGCUGGCCCAGCUGCAGGGCCUGAUCGGCAGCGUGGAGGAGCAGCUGGCCCAGGUGCGCUGUGACAUGGAGCGGCAGAACCACGAGUACCAGGUACUGCUGAACGUGAAGACGCGGCUGGAGCAGGAGAUCGCCACCUACGGCCGCCUGCUGGAGGGCGAGGACGCCCACCUGGCUGCACAGUACUCCUCCUCGCUGGCUUCGCAGCCCAGCCGUGAAGCCUCAGUGACCAGCCACCAGGUGCACACCAUUGUAGAGGAGGUCCAGGACGGCAGGGUGGUGUCCUCCCGCGAGCAGGUGCACCGUUCCAGGCACUGA